This is a messenger RNA of Aspergillus sclerotioniger CBS 115572, 891 nucleotides long. RefSeq names its product putative zinc knuckle transcription factor/splicing factor MSL5/ZFM1 (gene bbp). NCBI's taxonomy places the organism in Eukaryota, Fungi, Ascomycota, Eurotiomycetes, Eurotiales, Aspergillaceae. The transcript has 3 exons. The record is from RefSeq and is a predicted model, not a curated record. Bases 137 to 811 code for a protein of 224 amino acids.
UGUCCCAUUCUUUUAGAUCUUGAAUCCUGGCUAACCCGGUCUAGGUGGUCAAAUCGGACACCGCAAGUACGACUGUCCUGAGCAGCGCAACUUCACCGCCAACAUCAUCUGUCGCGUCUGUGGCAACGCUGGCCACAUGGCUCGCGAUUGUCCUGACCGCCAGAGAGGCUCCGACUGGCGCAACAACAACAGUGGUGGCUUCGGCGGUCCCCGCAGGGCCAUUGGCGGCGGUGACGCUGUUGACCGUGAGAUGGAGCAACUCAUGCAAGAAUUGUCUGGUGGUGCACCCGGUGAAGACGGCCACGUGCCUCGUCGGAUCGAGGCUGGCCCCGAUCAAGGCUAUGAUGACCGUGAUGCGAAGCCGUGGCAGCGCGGACCUCCGCCCAGCGACGUGGCUCCCUGGCAGCAGCGAGGCCGCGAUCGCCGUGACGACUACGCCCCCCGUGACCAUGGCAGUGCCCCUCCAUGGGCUGCACAGAACCGCGGUGGUGGUGGUGGCGACUACGGCUAUGGCUCGCACGGUGGCUAUGGCGCUCCUGGGGCUGCUGCUGCUGCUCCUUGGCAACAGCAGGCUCAGGCUCCGCCACCACCCCCUGGCGGACAGGCAUCGUAUGGAUACGGAGCCUAUCCUGCUUACCCCGGCAUGAGCGCCCCUGGUGCUCCUCCGGGCCUGGGCGCGCCUCCGCCGCCGCCGGGUAUGCCUUCGAUGUAUUAUGCCUCGGGUGGCAGCCCUCCCCCUCCGCCUCCUGGCGAGGGGCCCCCGCCUCCGCCGCCUAGCGAACAGCCCCCGCCCCCUCCCCCUCCCGCCUAGAGGGGACGUGAUGAUAAAAAUGGUUGAUGUUGUUGAUUGGAACGCUAACGAGGGAUACCGGUAAGAGGAUUUGGCCGGGA